Amoebophrya sp. A25 is the source of this 5460-nucleotide messenger RNA. The record is from the annotation of a GenBank genome assembly. NCBI's taxonomy places the organism in Eukaryota, Dinophyceae, Syndiniales, Amoebophryaceae.
GGCAGUGCUGAAGAAUCUCGCAGACGCCAGUUUUCAUUUUUUGCUAUUUCACAGCUUGCCAGCUAACCUUUGCGCACCACUUAGUAAUAUUGACGACUCUGCUCGUAGCUAUUUGUUGAGCAACUCUCUCUAAAUCGUCACUGUAGCCCUUUUUCGCCGCAAAGCUGAAAUAGCUCAGUUCGAGCGCAAAUAGUAAUACUGAAAUGUACAACUACAAGGUCAGCAUCUCUCCUAUGCAAUCGAUUCUUAUUUAGCUUGUGCAACGGCUACGACCUCCCAUAAGUGUAAUAUUCAAUGCCUCCCAUGUAACAGUGUUGUAACCCACACCUUGUAUACGCUUAAUUCAUUGUAACUCUCUUGUAGUAGUAACCAACUCUCGAGAAAAAGACUUCUCAAGACACACCUAAAAAAUAUAAAUCACUCAGAAAUACAAACCACAAACGAAGAUGCCUUGGUUUCGAACUGGGAACAGUAAUAGCCGCCGGCCGACGUUGAUUUAUUACCGUAGCCUUGGUGACGGCCCGACCCGUGUUUUGUUCGUCCAAGGCAUGGGUGUGCCGCAAGCUGGCUGGUGUGGAACGGUUGAAGGCAUGCUAGCUUCAGGAUCGGGAUCUGGGUCAGAACCGUCUCCCUUUACGAUUUGUACUCCAGAUAAUCGUGGUGUCGGAUUUUCCAUCGAUCAGAGCAUGGGACCCAAAUUAGAAGGUUCUACUUCUAGACCAGGAGGACUCUCUACCACAGAAGCCCUAAAGCGAGAAUGGACUACAUGGCGUGUGGAAAAUUUGGCACGAGACUUUCUAGACCUCAUUAUACACGGAUUGAAGUGGAAAGAAUUCCACAUUGUCGGGAUCAGCUUCGGAGGCAUGCUUUCACAACACAUGGCCUACGUUCUUGCUUUGGAUAAGGAGAAAGCAGAGCAGCGGAUGUCGAUGGCAUCCUCGAAGAUGACGAACUCAACCACAGCGUCAAGUAGUCCUUUGCCAGAGUAUCCAGGUGCGAAAAUCCUGUCAAUGAGUUUGCUGAAUACCUUAGCUGAGGUGCAUCACUUCUAUACGAUGCGUGGAUUGGGACUGCAGGUCUAUGACAUGUUUAUGCACGCUCCUUCGACUGCGCCAUCACCGGUGCCAGGAGGGGCCAGGCAGAGUACGAGCAAAAAGGUUGGAUCACCAAGUAGAAAGAUUGUUAGUAGUGGAGAGAGGGUUCGUGGUACUAGCAAAAAUGGUGGUAGUCGUGUAAGUACAGCAAGAACGGCAUCGUCAGACGACGCAGGGAGAAUUCCGACCAAUGAAGUGCAAGCAGCACCUCCAUCCGGUCAGGAACUACAGGAGGCACGAACACUCCCCACUGACGCAAGUCGCCUUUCCACCUAUGAACUGCAACCUCAAGUAGCACAACCAGUAGAGCAAAAGCUAGAACAUCAGCGAGAUCAUGUUCAUCAGCAGGGUCGUCUUUCAACCAAUGAACUGAGAAGAGGGGCUCAUCAUAACGAAGGCGCACCAGUUCACCUUCCUCCAUUACACUGGACAAAGGAGCGCACGGCUUUCCACGCGUGGUUCAUCCACUUGUAUGGCCCGGAGUAUCUCAAAUUCGUGCCAGAAUUCUCCCUAGCAGAGGUCGAAGCCGCAGGUAAGCAGAUGACCGUUUUUGCGCGUUUACACUCUGCUCUCUGUGCGUAUGUGAACAAGCAUCAAGAGGAGCUCGGCGGCGAUAGCGAAUACUUUCGGAAUAAGAAAGUGAAAUGGUACAUGGGUUUAAUCCUGUACGCACAUAAUGCUUCACGAAUCCUCGAUGUGGAUGAGGAGGUAUACGAAGUAUUGGGGAAAACGAGGACCAAAAACCUUCAAUUUACUGAUACCAGAAGUGCUGGAAAAAAUCAUGGGAAGAAGAUGAAUACAAGAAGCACAUCAACAUCAACAUCACCACCAGUGCGUGUAGUUCUCUUUCCACAAGGUCAACAUGAACGAGAACCACAAGGACAACAUCAAGACGAAGACGAGGACAAAAUUGCCAACGAUUUGCUGUCGUUUAUUCGAGGCAAUCUGGAGAAGAUGCUCGCGAAACAUCUACAGCCCAACGCAACAAGGCCGUUCGCGGUCCCGUUGUCUACCCCAGUCAGCGUUUUCAGUCAAUGCAAAGCUGCCUUCUACGCUCAUAUGAUACCUGAGAAAUUAGCCCUUGCUCGCACGGCCGUUGCCGGUAAAAUUGUGCUUGUCUCCGCCGAUCGCGACAAAGUUUUGCGUGCGGAGGAAUCCGUGAAGCUAGCAAAGUGGAUAGAUGCGGACGUACUAGUGCAGGUGCCUGGAGGCCAUCUCGUGUUUGAUCAGCACAAGGCGUUGAUAGAAUCCACAAUUCGAGAAACGAUUCUUGCUUCUUGUAGUAAUGCUACCGGAGGAGCAGGGAGUUGUGGGAGUAGUAGUGCUGAUGUUCCUUCGGCUAGUUCGUGUAACUGUAGUAGUGGGACUCGCAGUGGUACAGUGGAUCAGGAGCAGGGUGCUUUGGCCAGUUGUAACGGUACUAGCAGCGGCAGCAGUCCUUCUUCUGAUCCUCCAACAUCUCCUACUGCCGCAUCAGAUAGUCUUCCUCUACCACCCGCCGCUCUUGAGACAAGUGCAAACGCCCCUACAUAUUGUGCCGCCCCGAGCACCUCCACUGCUCCUUCCACUAUGAGCACCUCGUCCGCUGCUACAACUAGUGCCGGCACGUGGUUCACCAUCGACGUUAAUCGUGAUUGCACAAACAAAGAGCCUUUCGACUUUUGGCUACGUCGCAUCCUGCAAGAUGAAGCAACCGCCUCUAUGACCAACGAAAAGGGAAUCCCUACGCCCCAGAUGAUCAUCGAAAGGCAAUGGCCUGGCAGACCAAGUAGGAAGAGUGUUUACCUCCGUUGCGCCAGACCCGCUGAAGUGCCUGACCCGUUCAACCUUUUCGAUGUACCUGUGAUGCGAAUUCAGGUAGCGACGCGGGGAGCCUUCACUCGGAACAUGUUGGCGGAAGACGUCGUCGCUGUGCAAAGCCGGUUGUGAGUCUGGAUGUUCACUUAUCACAAUUCUAGAUGUCACAGUUAUCACAAUACUUGAUGUUCAGUUAUCACAAUACUAGUAGAUCUUAGACCAUUGACAUUUUCUCUUUCUUAGACAUUGACACUACCUAGACACAGACGUGCAUCAUCGGCAUGAGCGUUUGGUCUUUUUUUAGAAAAUGGUGUAGUCGAGUGACUAUAUUACUUUUUUUAGCCCUUAUUGUUCAUUUAUUUUAUGAGCGUGCAAAACGGUCUAUUUUUUAUGGAGCAAAUCUUAUGGUGAUAUUAUAACAGAUUCCGUUCUAUCGAUUCCGUUAUGAUGAUAUCAUGCAUCGAUUGACGAUCCAAUUGUGACAGACAGUUAUUAUGAAUAAGUAAUUUACAUUUACUGACAGGACCACGACAGCGCCGGCGCUUAGUUAGUAGUAGAUAAGUACUUACCUGACUUUUCUUUUUUCGGUUUUUGUUUUUUCUAGUUAGGUCUGCUCCGCCCGCAAUAAGUAAUUUACAUUUAUGCUUUCUGUCCAUAGCAAUGGCGCAAGCAGCACAAAAGUCGUUCUGUUUUGUAGAUAUAGCUCUACGUCGUUCUGUUUGUAGAUAUAGCUCUACGUCGACUCACGUCGAGUCGGGAGUCUAGACUCGGGAUCUAGGAUCAUGAUGAUGCUACGUCGACUCGGGAGUCUAGAUCUGAUAUUGCCACGCUUUCAUAUAGAUUUGUCCAUCUCUAGUAGUUUAUAGCGCCAUUACUAACAAAUAGUUCAGUACUAGAUACAAUCAAAUAAUAAUAUCUAACAUGGAUCUCCUCUAUGAACCUAUUUUCAUCGAUCCCAUUUUCCAUGCCCCCUCCUGCCUAGUGGAGCUAUUAGGCAAGAGCCUUUUUUUAGAGAAUUCAACACUACUAGCUUCUUUUUUCUACCUUUCUUUACUGUCAGACAAUCGCUUAAGCAUGGCUGGCUGAAAACUGUUGUGAAUGAAGUCGUGGAGGUGAAAGACGUAAGUCGACUGCAGUCAGCUUUUUUUCCAUGCUGGUAGCUACCGAAAAGAACGCUGGUGAAAACACAAUCGCUUUUUGCUGUUCUUUCUAACAAGAAUUCUUGCUUAGUAGAGUCUGGCGGCACGGCUAUAGAGUCGUGGCACGGCUAUAUAUGUAGAAUGGAAAAAAAAUAGGGUGGCACUGUUAGGCCCCGAAGGUUCAGAACGGCUAUAGAGCAAAAAAUAUUUGUAGUUGUGACGCUGGUGGCACGGCUCUAGAGUAGAAUAUCUGCUGAGAGGAGUGGGCCUAGUGCUAGAUUGCUUAUAGCUCUCUCCGAUAGUUGUAGUUCGUUGGCAUUUGGCAUACGGUCCUAUGCUCCGCCAGUAUGUAACUGUUUGAUUGCUUGACAGAGUUAUUUAGUUGAUUAGAAGAGAGGCAGCAUGGAGUCCUAUGGAAAUACGGACAUCUUCUCAAACGCAUGCCAAAAGGAUAUGAUGCCAAAGGCCGCCACUAAAUGUGAUGCAGCGCAAAAAAGUAGAAGAAGUAUACAUCCGACUCCCCCAAUGUUUACGCAGGCACUUCCUGCCAAAAACAUUCUUCAUCAAGCCGACCCAAAAACAGUAGACUACUCCUGUUUAUUUACUGUGCCUACAAGUCUUAGCGGUUGGCGCUACCGCCGUAGCUGAGUACCUAAAAUCUAAAUCUAUUAUAUUAAGGCGUAGGAAGGUCUGCUUAUCUGAUUUGCCUCUUGGUAUUAGUUAUAUUUGUAGCAACCAUUUUUAUUUUAGGUCGGCUUCAUCAGUAAUUUCAUUCAUCUGCCCAGCGGCAUGUCAUACCUUGCAGGCCGGCAAGCUUGCUCUCAGGGGUUGCGCCUUAGUUCUUCUACAGAGGCUACUGGCUUAUAGCUCUCUCCGAAAGUUGUAGCUUGUUGGCCAUUGGCAUGCGGUUCUGUGCUUCCCCAGUAUCUAACUGCUGAACUGCUCGGCGUAAGUAUUUAUGUGAUUAGAAGGGAGGCAGCAUAUAGCCUUAUGGAAAAAAAGAGUCCGACAUGAAGGGCAGCCGGCGUCGCGGCUUGUUGUUAUUGUUGCUGACUUUGGUAAACAGAGCUGGGGAAAGCACAGAGAGAGAGAGGGGGGGCUGCGCCUGUAUCUGUGUGAGUGCCAGAAGUUGUAGGGAAGCAAGUUGCUGAAUUGCUUGCAUAUUUUGCCGGAAAGAGCAAGCGCGCCCGCACAUGUUGAAAAAGGUCGGCACCAUGUCCGAGAGCGGCUGCACUUGCCACAAACUGGGAACGCCUGACGCGCCCCACUGCGUGAGUAUACCCCAUCCGGCUCAUUUUGUCACGCACCACGAGAAGACCAAAGAACUACACCGCUGCAACGCGGCCGCAAGCUGCAAAGGAAGCUGACCCAUCGCCAAAAACCAGAGAAGGGCGCGCCGCUCCUGGAAGCGGCCGCACCAGCCCCGCCCG